GUGUCCCGUCUUUUCCCUUCCAGGUGUUUGUGUGUCCGCUGAGGUUUUAAAAUGGAGUCCACUCACCUCCUGAGCGGCUCCAAGAAGAGAGUCAAGAUCCACCCUCACACUGUAACGGCCAAAUAUGCCACGCAAACCCCCUACUCCCCCCAGCCUGGAGUGCACACACACUUCCCCCAGCCGGGGGACGAAGGCUACGACGAUGCGCCAUCCUUCGAGGACUUUGGCUCCUUCCUAGAGGAGACAUCGGACAGGAAAAACCUGACGGAGACCAAGAAGUGGCCUUUGACUCUGUUUGGCUCCAAAGACAAGGACAAGGACUCAACCAACAGACCUCAGGCUGCUGGGGGACUAGAAAUGAGCGAAGGGGGAGUAAGAGGAGCAAAGGGGUCUGGGAAGGGAGUUGGGGAACAGCUCGCAAGUUUCGGGGAGGCGUCGGUGUCUGCGUCUCGGCUGACGUGGGUUGGCUUGCUCGGCGCGGCAUUGGCCCAUGGGUGCUUGAUCGUUUUGACCCGCCUUGCCUCUGAACGCUUCAGCCUGGGCCCCCUGUUCCUGCUCAUGGUUCGGUCCAUCGUGCAGCUCGGCUCCUUGGCCGUGCCCCUGCACAGGGGGGAGAAUCCUUUCGGACCAGAUGGCUAUCGUAUACGUCUGCUCUGUUACGGCUUGGCCUACUCUCUCUCCCUCUGUUGUGCCUACUCAUCUCUGAGCUUCGUCUCUUCCGGGGACGGCACAACGACCUGGCGCCUGGCAACCACGGCGCUGUCGGCCGUCUUGGCCUUCCUGCUCCUGGAGGAGAGGCUGGGAUUGGCCGAUGGGAUCACCAUCGCCGCAGGACUUUGCGGUUUGGGGCUGGUGCUGCUUCCCACAGCAGACGAAAGCAAUUCAGAUUCACUGACUGAUCCCGUCGUGUUCUGGAGGGGCGCUUUCGGGUGGUCGCUCUCCGCUCUUGCAGGGCUGUGGAUGGCUCUGGCACUAGUUGGGUAUCGCUCCCUGAAGGAGAGGGUAGGAGUGGGCACAGCUUUAUUCACGGUCAGUUGGACCGGCUGCCUGCUCGCCCCAGCCUCCUUGAUUCUUCUUCAGGAGGGCUGGUCCUGGCCAGUGAGCGCACCAGCUUGGGGCCUUGUCCUGGGCCUGGUCGCCUGCUCGGUAGCAGCCUUUCUGGGGAUGAUGCACGCCCUCACCCGGCUCCACCCGGCUCUGGUCUCGGCCUCCCAGAGCUUGGAAAUACCCGUCGCCUUGCUGCUGCAUCUGGCCGUGCUGCCAUUGGCUCCCACUGCACCCGAGGUCGUCGGGAACGUGAUGGUCAUACUGAGCGUGGGCUGGCUGGUGGCGAUGAAGCUGCUUCCCUCUCGUGGGGCAGGACGCCGCCCAAGGGAGGAGUAUGAGGAGAUUUUGGACUCGCCGAUCAAAUAGACUUCUCUUCUCUUUACACCUCCCCCUGUCCUCCUCUUCUUUCCUUCACUCCCUCCUUCAUGAGAUUGUUUCCAGUGUACAUAAGAGACUGCUAAAUGUUUAUCGAAGCCUGAUCUAUUUUGUAUUGUCCUCUUUGCUUUUGGGAAAGUGCCAAUAAUGUGUUGUGUGUUAUGUGAUAUUGUAAUGUGACAUUAAAAUCUCUGUGACGAA
Messenger RNA from Labrus mixtus (cuckoo wrasse), 1623 nucleotides. RefSeq names its product solute carrier family 35 member G2a (gene slc35g2a). The transcript has a single exon. Gene Ontology annotation, cellular component: membrane. NCBI's taxonomy places the organism in Eukaryota, Metazoa, Chordata, Actinopteri, Labriformes, Labridae. The record is from RefSeq and is a predicted model, not a curated record. Bases 52 to 1413 code for a protein of 453 amino acids.